Messenger RNA from Paramecium pentaurelia, 3417 nucleotides. The record is from the annotation of a GenBank genome assembly. Lineage: Eukaryota; Ciliophora; Oligohymenophorea; Peniculida; Parameciidae.
AUGUCUAGAAUUUUGAGUGAUUCUUUAUUAGAAUAAGCAAAUCAAAAGAGUAAUUUAUCAAUUAGAUAAGCAAAUCAUGAUUAAGAAGCAUAAGAGAUGUUUUCGUUAUUAAAUAAGUAAUUAUGAUUGUUAUAAAAGAUUACAUAUUAUAUAAGGUGAAUAUGAAAGAGAUAUGGCUAAAAUUUAAGCAGAAAUUAAUUAAUUAGAUAGAGGAGGAAUGAAAUUCUUAACUCCUGAAUAAGUAUAAAAGAAAUAUUAUUUACAAAAUUUAAUGUCUUAAAGAUAAGCAACUCAUGGAAAAGAAUAACAAUUUUUAAAGAAUCUAUAAAAUUAUAGAGAAUAAUAUAUAUUGAAUGAAAAAUUAAUGAAUACAAAGGGUAUAUCAAAUUAAGAAAUGUAUAAAAAGAGAGAAGAAAUUAUGAAGAUGAAAUUAUAAUAUGAGUAACUGUAGACAGAAAAAGCAAAAAUAUAUAGAGAAUAAUAAAAUCCAAAUACAUUAUCUAGUGUUGGACUUUCAGUAUUAAUGGAUGUUAGUAAAAACUAAAAUUUUGAUGCUGCUAAAUAAAAAUUAAAUAAGGAUGAAGCAAGAUUAUAAUUUUUAAAAGCUAGAUAAGCAGAUGAUAUUUUACAUCGAGAUUUAGAUGAAGUUAUGAGUAUUUGAAUGUUUUCAUUUUAGAUAGUGGUCCAGGGGAUAAUACAUCAAAUGAAGUUAGAUAUUUAUUGAAAUAAAGUAUUGGAAAAACUUAGAGAGAAUAAUUAGAACAUUUAUCAAAAAUAAGAUAAUAAUUAGAAGAAUAUAAUAGAGGUAAUACAAGAUUAGUAUUACCAUUUGAAUAAAUUAAUGAUAAUAAAAAAAUAGUAAAUGAUUAAGAUAGUUAUUUAAAUGAGAUAGAUUAAUUGAGAAAAGAUUAUGUUAAAGCUGGAGGAGUAGAUCCUAAUUUUUUAUUAAAUCUAACCUAAUUAGAAAGAAGUAUAAAUAGAAAAGCAAAUGGUUCUCAAUAUGAUGUUUCUACAUAACCUUAAUAUAUACAUAUCCCAUAAAAUCAAAGGAAUACAGUAUAUUAAUAACCAAUGGCCCCUAAUAUAUCUUAUUCAUAACCUAAUCUACAUCGUCCAUAAUAAGGUUUUCAUUAAUAAGAUAGUUUAAUUAAUACAAAUUCCUUAUCAACUCAUCCAAUCUAUUAAUAUUUACCAUAAUCAUUUAGGGAAGAAUUAAAUAAAUUAUAAUUAUAAACUCAACCUAUGAAAUUGGAAGAAAAAAAGAAAAUUGAUCCUAAUAAUGCAGAUGAUAUGACUUUAGAGUAUUUAAGAAAUUAAGAAGCUGAACUAUUAUUGAUGAUGAAUAGAUUAGAUCCAAGAUCUGUUGAUCAUUAAAGAUUAAUGGAUAAUUAUAAAGAAUUAUAAAAGUUAAGAAAUUUAAUAGAAAAGGCUAUCUUUGAUAAAAGAGUUUCUGAAGCAAUUAAUAAAGACAAAGAGUAUAGAAAAAAACUAAUUAAAUAAUAAGUUAAUUUAUUUGAUAGAUCAAAUAGAGCAGUACAUUAUGCAGCAAGUGAAGGAUUUGUACUAUUUUUUGAUUAUGCAUCUAUGGUUGAAAUUCAAUUCCAUACUUUAAGAAUAAAUUAUGGAAUAUUUAGAAAAGGUUCAGAUAUGUAUCCAUAUAAAUAAACUAAAGAUUCACUUACUGCUUUUGAAACUUAUAGAACAAAUAAAGCAGUAUUCUUUGAUAGAGAUGUAAUUAGAGAUUUAGAAGCUUAUCCAGAUACAUAUGUAUUUGUUGAAUUAUGGGGAUAUUAAUCAAAUAUACCAGAAGUAAUUGGAUGGUCAAUGAUCAGAUUAUUUUAAGAUGAAGGUAAAUUACUAAUAGGAAGAUUUAGAAUUCCAUUUUACAGUUAAAAAUUAAAUCCAAAUUUCUUAUUUACUUAAGCAUUACCAUAUGUUAAUAAUACUUUAGUUUAUGGUAGAAUUUGUCUUCCUGGAGAUCCAAUUUUAGAUUCCAAUGAUAUCAUAGUAAUAGAAAGUGAAUAUGAUAUGCCUGAUAUGCAUAUACAUACAACAGCACAUGCAGCAUCUCUUGCUGAAAUUUAAGAUGUCUAUUUAAAUGAAGCUAAAAGAUUUGAGAAAAAGAAAGAUAUUCCACCUGUUGAUUUAGGUUUAUCAAAUUAAACUUUUAAAUAAAAUAUCUCAUAAUUAUCCUAUACUAAUUAAUCGGCUGAUAGUCCUGUUACAAAAAGUGGAGGAGCAACUUCAAAAAUGAAAAAUAGAUUCUCAAAUAGAGGAUCUAAAAAUUAAUCUAAAAAUACAACUCCAACUCCUGGAUCAUAAACAAAUAGAUAAAAAAGUUAAUUUGGAGAUGCUAAAUUAACAUUUAGAUUAGUUAAAUUAGCUAAAUUACCUACUAAUGAAUACAAAACUGCUCCUAUUAAAUUAAAAUUAGGUGUAUUUAAUGGUUCGAAAAUUUUAGAAGAUUUUGAAUAAUAACCUUAGAUGGCUGUUUUAUAAUUAGAACCUAUAAAAACAAAUGGUGAAAAAGAAAUUGAAUUUAAAACAAAACAUGAAUUUACAUUAUCACUUGAUUGGUUAUACAAUUAUAGAGGAGAUGAUGUUAUGUUAUUUAUGGGUUUAUUUAUUAAUUAAAAGGAUUUAUUUGGUUGGUUAGCUACUCCAUUAUUUUAUCUUGAUAAUGCAUAAAAUGAUUAUAAAAUGAAAUUAGGAGCUUAUUAAUGUAAUUUAUUAGCUCCACCAGGUUAAUCACCUCCUUUUAAUCCAGAAACAAUGAAAAAAUAAGAAAUUGAAGUAGAUUUUAUUAUUAUGACAACUGAAUAAAAAGCUAAUUAAUUACCAUUAUAUGAUACAUAUGUUAGUUUAAGUAAUUAAUCUAAAUUAGAUUAAUCAAAAAUGUCAAAUCUUAAUAAAUCUAGUAGAUCAUAAGGACCAAUUCCAAGUAUUUUUAAUAAAUCUCAAGAUAAAUCAGGUGAUUAAAGUUAUGCUUAAAAAGUAGUCAUAUUACUUGAAAUGCUUAAUGGAGUAAUUAGAGAUGAUGAAUAUAUAGUAGAUGUAGCUAUAUGUUGCAAAGAUAAAAUAGUAUAUGAUGUGAAUGAUGAACCAUGUAAAUAUAAAAUAGAUUAAACAUUUGAAAGUUAAAAAGGAGCAAUAUUAUUUGAAGAUGAAAAAAUUGAAUUUGAAAUUGAUUUUAAUAGUGAAAAGAAUUAAGGAAUUACUAAAUAAGCUUGUUAAUUAUUAUUGUAUUUCUCUACUAAAAAAGAUAAAGUCACAUGGUUUGUACAUGAUUUAAUUAAGUAUGGUAGAUAUUCUUUACCUACUUUAAAUCUACCAUUUUAAAAACCUCCUAUUGAUAAAACAAAACUCUAAAAUCAUGCUCUUAUGACAUUAGCAUUUGAUUUGAAGCCAAUAUAAUGA